This is a messenger RNA of Chiloscyllium plagiosum (whitespotted bambooshark), 1980 nucleotides long. RefSeq lists its product as uncharacterized. NCBI's taxonomy places the organism in Eukaryota, Metazoa, Chordata, Chondrichthyes, Orectolobiformes, Hemiscylliidae. The record is from RefSeq and is a predicted model, not a curated record.
UCCUGGGAUAUUUAUUGGAAAUCUCCUCUGAAAUACUUAUUUGAUCUGUUAGACCCCAGGGACCUGCUGUUAGACAGUCACUACUGUUUGACUUUGGACAAUUGUUGGUGUUAUCUGGUUGACAAGGUUAGCAAAAAUCUCAAUCGAAACAUUGAUAUUACCGUGAUCUGAGAUCAACCUGUUCUCGGACGGUGAGAUUUCAGCAGCUCUGCUCAACUGACUGGUGAUAAACUGAGGGAACCUUCCAGACCCGGAUCCAUAAAUCCAGCUCUUUUGCCAUACUGGAAAGUGUGUUCUUCAACUAAAUCACAUUACAGUGGUGCCAUAUAAUGCCGGGAACAGUGAUUGCUGAUCUAUUUGAACGGGCCAUCUGCUUGUUACCAAUGUUGCCAAUGUUACACAGACAGAAGAGGCUCGAAAGCAACAGCAAGUUGGAGAGACUACUUCAAAACCUUAUGAUCCUUAUUAUGGUAUUUAUUCUGCUCCUCUUUGCCAAUGAUGUCUUUGACGUUGGAUAUUAUGUAGUGUGCUACGAAAAUGAUACACUUGUUAGAAAAAAGGAUGCCAUCAUGUGUGUUGAAAAUAUGAAACCAGAAAGUGAACCACAAGCACCUGAGUACCUGACGUUGAUCAUUGGAAUAUUUCUCGGGGUGAUGUUCAUCAUCAACAGACUCUGGGAAUUUUACUUUCAAAGUUUUAUUCGUGAACAUCUGGAGGAGAUCAUCUUUGAGAUAAAUGACAGUGUUUAUCGAGCUAUGAUGGUGAAUAUCAGUGAAGGUACUAGAAAAUGUACAGACUGGAAAAGUCACAGCAUUUAUGAGGAGGACCUGGCAUUGCAAAUCGAUGACAUCUCCCCCAUAGGAAACUGGAAAUGUCACCUCAUUGUAGUUUGUUUCAUCAUAAAACAUGCUGCUUAUUGUGGUUUACUAACAAUACAGUCUACAGUCCUCUCAAACUUGCUCAUUAAUUAUAAAGAAGAAAAACAACAGUGUCAACUCGAGCACAGAAGCCUUGAUUGCACUAUUCCAGAAUAUCAUACUUUGAAAUAUAUUGGAGGUAUAGCCAUUGCUUGCACUGUAAUUAGUUUUAUAACAAUUAUUGCUUUUAUAUUUUACACUUUGUGGAACGUAAAUUCCAAAUUUAACUUGUUCUUAGAUGUAUAUAACUGUGAUAUUAUCCCUCAUUACAGUUAUCAAUCAUUGACACUUCAUUCUCAAUUCAGAGCCUGGGGUAUAAUCCUUCUCUAUUUGAAACAGAAUGAUUGCCUUUUGAUACAUUACCGGUAUUUGAACAGUAUGUGUAAUUUACUCAAAAUUUGCAAAUCUGAAGAAAGUAAUCUUCUUUCAAAAACAAAACACCUCAAACUUCUGAAGAGAAUGAAACUGCAAGUACUUAUUGAUGAAUUUAGCAGAGAUCUCUCUGGACCAGGCUCAUAUUAUCAGCAUUCAUUUGACCUUGAACCCAACUCCUGAGUUCAUUUAUCCUCUAUCUUCUCCACCUCAGAGAUAUUGCUCUUCUCCCUACCUGCUACAGUUUGUCUGCUGCUGAAACCCUCACCCAUACUUUUGUUAACUGCAGACUUUUCUUUCCAGUGCUGUUCCACAGGUCUCUUAUCCACCCUCCGUAACCUUGAUCACAUCAGAAACUUUGUAUUUUGCUUUGGACCAUGCCCUGUUCACCCAGCACCCUUGUAUCUUUUGAUCAGGACUGGCCCUGAUUCAACAAGUUCUCAAUUUAAAAAGCCUCAUUUUCUCCUAAUUCAACAGUUUCCUCAUUUCCCCUCCCCCCACGUUAUCCCAGUCCCAAGCUUCCAAUUCGGCACCGCCCUCCGGAUCCGUCACCUGACCUAUCACCUUCUCCCUCACCUUCAUCCCUCACUUUCCCAGCAACCUCCCCUCAACUUCACUCCCCUUCCAUUUAUCACUCAGCCCCAACCCACAAGCCUCAUUCCUGAUGAAGGUCUUAUGCCCGAAACGUCAA